Messenger RNA from Prosopis cineraria, 1643 nucleotides. Its product is annotated as protein WALLS ARE THIN 1-like. NCBI's taxonomy places the organism in Eukaryota, Viridiplantae, Streptophyta, Magnoliopsida, Fabales, Fabaceae. The record is from RefSeq and is a predicted model, not a curated record. The transcript is spliced from 6 exons. Gene Ontology annotation, molecular function: transmembrane transporter activity. Bases 286 to 1404 code for a protein of 372 amino acids. Gene Ontology annotation, cellular component: plasma membrane.
AUCAAAAUCCACGGACCCUGCAGAUUUUCUUGGGGGCCUUAAAUGCUAUUCACCCUAGAUUUUAGACGUCACUCUGAAUAAGGACAAGCAAAUCCUGCCGGGUCAUAUGAAAAAUGCCCCUCCAGCCAGACGGGGGCCGUCAGAAAUAUUUUCCCUCCUGCUUGACUCUUCCCCUUUCCAAUGGUCCAACACAGCCAGCUUACGAAUCUAUAGUGCAUUCAAAGGGCCUGAACACUCUCUUCUCUGUGCGGAUCUGAAUCACCAAAAAUUCCAGAAGCAGAGAAUAUGGUGCUUGAACGAGCCAAGCUGCACAUAAUCUUGACGUUUUUACAGUUCUGUCAUGCAGGAAACCAUUUUUUUCUGCGACUUGCACUUAAUAUGGGCGUGAGCAAACUGGUCUUGCCUGUUUAUCGAAACAUCAUUGCUCUGAUUCUUCUGGGUCCCCUUGCUUAUUUUUCAGAAAAGAACCAAAGGCCAUUGAUAACCAUUUCUUGUGUGAUACGGUUUUCCUUACUUGGACUUGUCGGAAUAACAAUGAAAGAAGGAUUCUACCUCGUGGGUUUGGAAAAUACAUCCCCUACAUUUGCGUCCGCUAUGCAGAAUUCUGUUCCGGCUCUAACCUUUCUCAUGGCUGUAAUACUCAGAUUUGAGAGCGUACGCCUAAACAGGGUAUCUGGGGUGGCUAAGGUCCUUGGAGUCAUUGCUUCUGUAGCAGGAGCUUCAGUGAUUACGCUGUUCAAGGGACCUAUCAUUUACAAUCCACGUUCAGCUUUACAUCAGAAAUACCUGUUGCCGUUAUUAGUGGGUGGCCACGGGAAAAGCUGGACCUUGGGUUGCAUUGGUCUCAUUGGUCACUGCCUAAGUUGGUCUGGUUGGAUUGUUAUGCAAGCAUCUGUGCUGAAAAAAUUCCCAGCCCCACUCUCCGUUUCAGCGUCUACUUGCUUCUUCGGUAUUAUGCAGUUUUUGAUGCUAGCAGCCUCUUUUGAGCAUGAUUCUGAAUCCUGGCAUCUUAACUCUAGCGACGAGCUCUACAGCCUUUUGUAUGCGGGAGUGGUGGUUUCCGCGCUAGCAGCAGCAUUACAGAUAUGGGCUAUUGGCAAGGGAGGGCCCGUGUUUACUUCUGUUUAUCAGCCUGUGCAAACAAUAAUUGUAGGUUUAAUCACAUCUUUUGCUUUAGGUGAAGAAUUCUUCUUGGGAGGAAUUCUUGGAGCUUCUUUGAUCAUAUUUGGAUUAUACCUUGUUGUCUGGGGAAAAAGUGAAGAAGCCAAGCCUGGCAAAGAGGUCACUGUCCCCCUUGCUUCGGAGAAGCAUGUGGAAGAAAAUUUUGAAAAUUCUUCCCUCGUGCAACCGUUGAUUCCACCACAAAUUCCUCAGAGGGCAACGAGUUCCAUAGAUUUAUUUUAAGCAACGUUAUAAUUUGUUGAAGCAAUGUUAUAGCUUGUUUCACAACUUAUUCAUGGACGUAACAGGCUCCACCUCUAGUUUUUAAGAACAGACAUGAAUAAGGGCAUUUAAACAUCGACGCAAAGAUAAGAGGCUCUGUAUAUAACGAUGCCUCGUGAUCUUGUGCCUAAUUGAUCAGAGUUUUAUGUAUAGAUUCAGUUCAGAUAAGCAAAAUAUUUAACAGCUGUAUUUCAUUGAAA